Molecule: messenger RNA, 5769 nt
Organism: Athalia rosae (coleseed sawfly)
Lineage: Eukaryota; Metazoa; Arthropoda; Insecta; Hymenoptera; Athaliidae
Product: MAP kinase-interacting serine/threonine-protein kinase 1
Exons: 5
Coding region: 1122-2690 (522 amino acids)
Biological process (GO): protein autophosphorylation; intracellular signal transduction; peptidyl-serine phosphorylation
Cellular component (GO): cytoplasm; nucleus
Molecular function (GO): calcium-dependent protein serine/threonine kinase activity; ATP binding; calmodulin binding
Source: RefSeq, a predicted model, not a curated record
CGGCCAUCUUGACGAAGCUAGUCGGAAACCAGCUGCCGAGCAGUGAGGGAAGGUGAACGAGAGAAGAUCCGAUGUGCUAGCCGAAGGAAUUUUUGCGCUUCCGAGCCAAAUUGCCGCUAAGUGCGAGAGGCUGAGUGAUAGCGACAACGAAUACCACAGGGUUUCGAUAUUCAAACCGAAAGCCUAUAACUUUUCGGAGGAAGAAGAAGGAAGGAGGAAAAAUUUAAAGAAGCUGGUUACAGACAACCCCCAGCUCUUUUUUUUUCUUUUCGUCGGACAGUUUGUUGGAGCAGAUCGUGAGCGAGGAGAUAAAAAGGAAGGAGAAUCGGACGAAACUGAGAUUCGCCACCGCUGAGGAUAGGAAAUAUAUUCUGUAGAGCUGAGAGCUUCAGAUUCAGCGAGAGAUUUCAAUAAAACCAAUUACGAGAGGUGGAGAAAGAGAGAGAUAGAAAGUGGUUUGGACGCCACCGAAAUCUGAUUUAUAAAAAUACGUUCGUGGGAGAUAGAGAAAGAGAGAGAGAGAGAGUAGAAAAGAGGAAGUGCAGUGCCAAGUCUGUGAUAGUAUUUAUUCAAAAGAUUUAAAUAACUAAAAAAAAUAUAUAGUCGAAGAAGUAGAAGCGGAGAAUAAUUAAAUAAAAAAAAAAAUAAAAAAAAUCACGCGAAGAUUAGAUAGGCUUUAUAUUUAUUUAUAUCUGUGAUACCAUACUGAUAUAUUAUAAAAAAAAAAGAACUAAUUUGUUAAAAAGGCAGUAUAUACAUAUAUAUACAUACCUCUCUCCACGCAAUACACCAAAAUCAUUUGCGUACAAAGAAACUUUGGACAUCACUUGCUGUUUGUGACCACUCAAAAAUUGGAGAAACUUAAACAAACUACAUAAAAAUCUAUAUAUCAGUAUCUAGUGGAUAGGCGUUUUUUUGUAAAUACGACUGACUCUUUUUUAUAAUAAUUGAUACCGGUGCGAGAACAUUGAAAAAAGACUAUAGACAAGAGGCACUUUCGUUAGUUAAGACCUUCGUCGAAAACGUUUGAGGGGGUAAAAGAAGAUCGUCAAAACCGAUUGGAGAAAAUCAAAUUGUACGAGUAAACCAUCUCGCCAAAAAUCAAAUCGCAGCUGCUGAAGAUGGUCGAGAAAAUAUUGGAAGAACGAGAGGACGAGCGGCAGGAGUCCGUCAGAGGCGAUGGCGGAUGCAGGGAAAUAGCAUCAACUGGGGAAUCAUUGAGCGCUGUUCAAGCGCGCCAAGAAGAAGCUAGGCGAAAGAGACGCAGGAAGAAACGUUCCGGCUCAUCUCUUGUAUCAUCUUGUUUCCAAGAACUGUACAAGCUCACCGGUGAAGUUCUUGGCGAAGGAGCAUAUGCUUCUGUACAAACGUGCGCUUCCCUGUAUACCGAUUUGGAAUACGCAGUCAAAAUCAUUGAUAAGAUUCCAGGACAUGCACGUGCCAGAGUAUUCAAAGAAGUUGAAACCUUCCAUCAUUGUCAGGGACACGCUAAUAUCAUUCAGCUGAUCGAAUUCUUUGAAGAUGACGAGAGGUUCUAUCUAGUAUUUGAGAAAGUCAAUGGAGGGCAGUUAUUGAAUAGAAUUCAAGAGAGAAUUCAUUUCACGGAACGUGAGGCCAGUCAGAUUGUCAAGGAAAUUGCAAGCGCUUUGAAUUUCCUUCACAAGAAAGGAAUCGCUCACAGGGAUCUAAAACCUGAAAACAUCUUGUGCGUGUAUCCUGACAAGCUGACGCCCAUAAAAGUUUGUGAUUUUGAUUUGGGCUCGGGAAUCAAGUUCAACAAUUCGCUUUCAAGCCCAAUUGCUACUCCGCAAUUAUUGACACCAGUAGGCAGCGCAGAAUUUAUGGCCCCUGAAGUUGUUGAAGCAUUCAUUGGCGAAGUAAACUCUUAUGAUAAACGCUGCGACUUAUGGAGUCUCGGAGUUAUCAUGUACAUCUUACUGUGCGGCUACCCUCCAUUCUAUGGAAAUUGUGGCACGGAUUGCGGCUGGGAAAAGGGAGAAAAUUGCCAAUCCUGUCAGGAACUACUUUUCACCAGCAUCCAAGAAGGGAGAUACGAAUUUCCUGACCGCGAUUGGAAAUGCAUUUCGGAGGAUGCAAAGGACUUGAUUAGAGGGCUGCUGGUUAAAGAGGCUCACCAAAGACUUAGCGCCGAAAGCGUCCUUAAACAUCAAUGGAUAAAUCCAGGACCGAUCGGAGAGGAAGGGGGAGACAGGUCACUCACUACUCCACAAAUUAUUAGACGGAAUAAUUCAGCUCGUGAAUUAUCAGCAUUUGCAGAAUCCGCUAUGGCAGUGAACAGAGUUGUGCUUCAGCACUUUUCCGUAAAUUUGGAAGAACUUGCAGAAAACAGGGAGCCCAGAUUGUCAACAUCCUCGACCGACGAGGACAAUCAUCCCUACGGACACAUGUCGGAUUCUAGCAGCGAACUUUCUGAGCCUGGAAAAAAUUGCGUCACCCAUUCCUCGAGUGAAUUUGAUACACCCCGAGCUAAGUCUUGUUCCGUUCACUCAAGCAUUGACUUAAGCGACUUGAAGAUUGUCGGCAGAAAUCGGCUCAUCGGUAAGGAGUCUUUAAAUCUCUUCGGACUAUCACCCCCGAGCGAGAGUAGACUUAUGCAAAGAAGACUCAAAGCACGUUCUAGUCUACUCGAACGUCGCACCGAUGCAAUCGUCGCAUCUCCAAGUGGCUGAGAGGUGAACAUAUUACUAAUAAUAAUAAUGAUAAUAUCAAAGAUUAUUAUUGCAAUUGAAAUAUCUUUAUGCAUCAACUUAACAAAGAUCUUUCUCUGAAAGCUAUAAAUUGUUAAUGAAACGGUUAUAACAAAAUUUUGUUGUUUGAGGUUGACUUUGUGGCUAUGAUAUUGUAAGCGACUCCCCCCGAAGCAGCGUUACAUUUUUCUGCAAUUUGCUUUCAAUGUUGAUCCAUUAUUUUCAAACACACCUUAACAGUACAAGUUUGUCUUUAGACCGGAGACAAUAGAAAAUCAAAAAAGCAAUGAGGCAAUUAAAUCAUGUGAAUACUUUGACGGAAAAGACACACUGACAUUCAUAAUUUGACAGUUCCGAGUACGUACAACAUAUUCAGACUUAGAUUACAUUAUAGAUCUGUGAAAAUAUUUCUUCGAAUCCUCACUCGAAUUUUGCGUUCAAUUAAAAACUUGUUAUUUAACCAUUAACUGACUCAGAAAAUUGAGUGCUCCAGGUCUGGGUGCAUAUAGUUUGCUCACUAGAGAGGUAAGAGGGUAGAAUGUAAGAUAUAACGAGGGCGGAGUCGCGGUGGACGGCCAUCUUUUAGGUGUCUAAGAAUAAUAAGAUUGUAAGGUGAUAAGGAUACAUAAUUGAGAAGGAAAAAAAUUGAAAUUUGUACCUGUAUCGUAAGCAGAUAAUUGAAGCAAAAAAAAAAAAUAAUAAUAAAAAAAAUAUAAAUAAAUGAAUAACAAAAACGCAACGUAGUCGAGAAAAAAAAACCUUUUGCGGCGUUCGAAUCUGUUGAUGAUAAAAUUAUAGAUUUAAUCUAUUAAUUAUUAUGUAAUUGUAGAAUUUUAACGGUCGAACAUCUUUCCAAUGGGUUUAUAACGCCACUCGUUUACACAUAAAUAAUAAACGGGCGUUGUUCUGGGGGAUCAUAAAGGAAUAUGGAUAAUCGUACAAUUCCCAUGGAACGGCAACGCAGUCGUAAAAUUGCUUGGUGCAUUGUUCCACUACAUUUUUUUUUAUGUCGAAUGUAACAGUAUUGUAGUUUUGCAAUCGUUGCAAUUUUACUUUCUCAAUUAGUUUUCUCUUCUAGUUUUUCCCACGCUAGAAUUUUUCUACUUCCGAAAUAUGCGUUGGCCGUUUUUCAAUCCUUGGGAUCGUUGCGCCAGUAACAUAUUCCAAUUUCUGGUUGGGCCUGAUUUUCCGAGAGAUAAUUGUCUUCAAAAUAUAAAACAAAUACGAAAAAAGAACUCACGUGUAAUAUUUCUGAUUGAAUUCUAUUAAUUUCUCGAAAAAAUUCGCUCAAAAAUUUUGUACCAUUGAGAGGGUGGGAAGAAGGAGGUAACUCAGGGCAGCCACAGGCUGCACAAAUCCUUGUACUGCACUUUCCAAGAAUAACAAAAAGAAAAGAAAAAAAAAAAAAAAAUAUAUAAUAUACAUAUAUUAAAUACCUUAAUGAUAACUACACUUUCAUACUAGCACGAAUAAUCUGUACAAAUAUUUUCACGUCUCAUGCUACACCGUAUGAACUAUUAAUAGUUUCUCGGUUGGUUUGGUCAUGGCAAAUUUGCACAGUUAUUUAAACAGAGAAGAUAAAGGGAAACACGUGACACGAGUUGACGAAUGCUGAAAAAUUUCUAAGCCACAUUGUCGAAUUGGUUCCAACUGACUAUCUUUUGUGUAUACUUUGCUGUAUGUGUUUUGGAAAAAGACGCGUGUUACAAUCUGGCUCGGUUUUUAAAUUGAUCAUCUUGAGUUCGGCUUGGAAAUUAUUCGACGAAAAAUUUCAAGAAAGAGAAAGAAAAGAAAAUAAUACACAAAAAAACCAAAAAAAAAGUUGAUAAAAUAAUAAAUACAUAUUAAUUAAGGUACAGAAAAGCUACGAAAGUUUGCGGGGAUGUGAGAAGCAAUAUUUGAUUUGCCCUAAUUGCGAAUGAUUUGUCUUUGAAAUCAUAUUUCUUUACAAAACCAAAAAAAAAAAAAUUUAACCAUUUUAAAACUUCUAAUUGGCACAGUGUCUAUUUAAAUUUCAGCUUUAGUAGUACAAUUGUACUAUUGUAAAUACUGAUUGUAUUGUACCAUUUUAUUGAUUUGCUUCUGUAUAAUUAAUUGAUCAUGAAGAAAAAACAACAAAAAUAACGAAGAAGGAACAAUUUCCGUCGCAAAUUUCCUGCGAUCGAUAUCGUUUUUACUUCUCAUUCGUUUACUCGCAAAAGGCUUUGAUUCGUAUUGUAAACGGGAAGCUUUUUUUCUUCGGAAUAGGUAGAUCUAUAACAAACUCGCUAAUAUUAAAAGCGACGUAAUCAAUAAUGGCCAUAAUACCGAUGUAACGUUAUGAAUAACGAUUUUUGCGAGCGGUGAACCGGAGUGAGUGAUGUCCAAUAAGAAAUAAAAAAUAAGGAACAGGGAAACCAACAGAGAAAUGAAAAGAAAUUAAAAAAAAAAAAAAAUUUACUACUAGUUUAAGGAUCUUUCUUGUAUAGUGUUAUUAAGAUAUUUUAUAAUGAUAAGCGCCCGCUAUAAUGUUUUUUCUGUGCUAUGACGAAAUGAUUCAUAAUUCAUGUUAUUAUACAUACAUACAUUUGUUCUUCGUAGCCACAUAUUUAUUUACAUCGUUUGGAAUUCAACUAGGCGCUAGUGAAUAUAACACUAGAUCGAAUAUAUACGUCACGUUAAAGCUUAUACAUCAUUAUAUUAUUAUGUAUAAGUUAUUGUAAUUCGUGAAACAAAAGUCAUCAUAUCAAAUAUGUCAUUUCUCGCAUUUUCAACAUAAAAAUUAUUUCAUCGUAAUGAUAGAUGUUUCGGCAUUGCACAGCAGACAACGCUCAACCGGUGUAUUACUCUGUCGUUUUAUCAGACAUUUGUGUAACUGAUUGGAAAAAAAAAACUAAAAAACAAAAAAAAAAGGAGAGAGGUAGCGAAGAAGGGCAAGAAGAUGUUGAUAACAGUUCUUGCGUUGGAUAGUUGGUUAUCGACAUAAUCAAGGUGUGAAAUUUGACUAACAAAAACUAUCGGAGUAAUACACAGUUUUGACAAUGGAAAAACAAUGGAGAGAACGUUUGAAAGGUAAAUAAUA